Vespa crabro (European hornet) is the source of this 1321-nucleotide messenger RNA. It is a transcript of the gene fwe, whose product is annotated as calcium channel flower. NCBI's taxonomy places the organism in Eukaryota, Metazoa, Arthropoda, Insecta, Hymenoptera, Vespidae. The transcript has 5 exons. Gene Ontology annotation, biological process: vesicle-mediated transport. The coding region runs from base 158 to 724 and encodes 188 amino acids. The record is from RefSeq and is a predicted model, not a curated record. Gene Ontology annotation, cellular component: membrane.
UGCUCUACUUGAAUCAUGGAUAAGAUAGAGCACACACACGUACACACAUAGUGAUAUAGAGAAGUAUCUCACGGGUCGAUUUUCUCUACAUCAACAGAGUUCAGCGGCAUUGUCAGUGCUGUCAGUUGACGAAAGAAGUGGACCUAGUACAAUAAAAAUGUCGUUCGGUGAAAAAAUUGCAUCGAUAAUGCAAAGGCCUGGCCAGGAUCCUGUCGCUAAGGACGAUGUUCCCUGGUGGAUGAAGUAUGCUGCGCGAGGGCUCGGCACUGUAGGCGGUUUCAUCGCAAUCUUUCUGGGAGUUUGGAAUUGUGCAUCGAUUUUAUUUGCUUCGAUAAUCUGUUUUCUUAGCGGUAUAUGGCAGAUGUUAGCUGGUUUUAUAGUUCUGAUGAUUGAAGCACCUUGUUGUUGUAUGUUCAUCGAUUUUGUCCAAAACUUAAGCGAUAUGGUGGAGAGCAAACCUUAUUGGAAUAGAGCAGCAGCUUAUUGUUUAUUAGCAUUGCCACCUGUCUUCCUUUGUCCAAAAAUAGAAAGCAUACUUGGUAGCGGAUUUAUUUUUGCGACUGGUAUUAUAUAUGGAUUAAUGUCAGUUGGAAGAAAGGCACCAUGGGGAGAAAUGAGAUCAACAGCAAUGGAAACACAAGCUCCUUCAUCAAGUAUGCAAUCAACGCUCGUUGAAAAUGCUCAACCAAUGGGAUAUAGUAGUAAACCUGAUAGUAAUGUUUGACAUUUAACGUACAUUGGCAAAACAAUUCGAUAUUUCGCGUGAAUGGUGGUGUGUUGUAAUGACCUGGUCAAAUAAUUGUUAGGGCUAUGAACAUCUAUCAUAAAUUAUGAUACCCAUUGCACUAAUGCUGAUGUCUUAUUGAAAUUUUGAUGUUUAAAUAGGCAGUUAAUUUUAUUUUAAAUGUGACCAACAAUGCCUGAUAUAAGCCAUUUGUACCUACAUAUAAUCAAGGAUGCAAAACGGUUUAGUAUUAGUCUUAUAUUCUUCUGAUUUGCAUCUUAUAGUUAUAUGAACAUUAAAUCGUUUUGCAUUUUUGUAUAUCUGUAGUACACCUCAGGUUACUUAUAAACAUUAUGUUGGCCUAUCUUGUUCAAACCUGCUUUAUUUAGUAUCAAGAAAUUUAGGAUUAGAUAAUCAAUAUACAAGGUCUGUAUUGUUAAUUACAAUUGAUAUAUAGAAAUUGAAUAUAUUAUUAAGUCUACAUUAUGCUAAUGUUCUUUACAGCUUUACAAAGUGCCAGCUGCAUUUUCAUCAUUGCAUCUUUCAGUGACACUUAUUUACCAGUAGUUAUUUUAUUUGAAAAGAAAAAAAAAGAAA